Oryza sativa Japonica Group (Japanese rice) is the source of this 3370-nucleotide messenger RNA. RefSeq lists its product as uncharacterized. NCBI's taxonomy places the organism in Eukaryota, Viridiplantae, Streptophyta, Magnoliopsida, Poales, Poaceae. Gene Ontology annotation, biological process: mRNA splicing, via spliceosome. Gene Ontology annotation, cellular component: catalytic step 2 spliceosome. The record is from RefSeq and is a predicted model, not a curated record. Gene Ontology annotation, molecular function: RNA binding; protein binding.
CACAUGUAUGGAGCAUUAAAUGUGGACGAAAAAAAUGCUAAUGACAGAUUAAUUAGGCUUAAUAAAUUUGUCUCGCAGUUUACAGGCGGAAUCUGUAAUUUAUUUUGUUAUUAGUCUACGUUUAAUACUUGAAAUUUUUUUUAGACCAAGGGCAUUACGCCCUCAUCUCCAUUUCUAGAAAUGAAAGUUUAAUAUAUUUUAAAUGUGUAUCCGUAUACGUUAAAAUUUUUUUUAAGGAGAAACUAAACACGGCCGAAGUGAAAAAAAAAAUACGACUCCAUAGUUUUAGCCAAUCUGAAUAAAAAACCAGCCGAACACAGCCAAAACCCACAUCUCGGUUCGGCCCGGUUCAGUGGUCGGUCUUGAGCAAAAUCAAAUCAUCUUUUUUCCCCCACCCUUUGGACUCUCGUCAGUCGUCGGAAACCCUCGACCAAUCUCACAACCCUCUCCAUGGCCGCCUCCGUCUCGCCCGCCGCCUCCCCUCCCCGCCGCCACCGCCACCGCCACGACGACUCCCCUCCCCGCCGCCGCCGCCGCCACGACGACGACUCCCCGCGCCACCGCGACGACCGCAAGCGCCGCGCCUCCCCGUCCCCGUCCCCGUCCCCCUCCCCCUCCGACCGCGACGCCGACCGCCACCGCGGCAAAUCUAGGGCUUCCCCGCCCCGCCGCCCCCGCGAUUCCGACCCCGCCGAGAGCAACGGAGGAGGAGCACCCAAGCCUGGCGGGGACAACGGCGGCGACCGCUCCCCCCGCCGCGCUAGGGUGCCCGAUGCGGAGGAGGAGGGUGGUGACCGCAGGAGGAGGCCGUCCCGGGUUUCCGACGACGACAAGGAGGGCGGCCGCCGCCGGAGGAGGCGCUCCACCGACUCCGACGACGAGAGAGGCGACCGCCACCGGAGGCGCCACCGCCGCCGGAGCCCCAGCUCGGAGUCCUCUGAUGGUGGCCGUAGCCGUCGCCACCGUCGUGACGAGAGCUCCAGGCGGCAGAGAGAUGAGAGGCGCCGGGACAGGGGCGGUCGCGAGGAGCGACGCAGGAGCCCUGAUAGGAAGGAGCCGACUCCGCCGCUGCCCCCGCCACCGCCGCUCUUGCCGGAGUUGAUACCCGGCCGCACAGGAGGAAUCUACAUCCCGCCUUUCCGCAUGGCGCAGAUGAUGAGGGAGGUAGAGGACAAGUCGAGUCCCGAGUACCAGCGUCUCAGCUGGGAUGCUCUCAAGAAGAGUAUCAAUGGUCUGGUGAACAAGGUGAAUGCCACCAACAUAAAGAAUAUAGUGCCCGAGCUGUUCGCCGAGAACCUGGUUCGUGGAAGGGGGCUCUUCUGCCAAUCGUGCAUCAAGUCGCAGAUGGCUUCGCCUGGCUUCACAGAUGUGUUUGCUGCACUUGUCGCGGUUGUAAAUACCAAGUUCCCUGAGAUUGGCCGCCUGCUUCUUGUUCGUGUUGUGCUUCAGCUCAAGAGGGCAUAUAAGCGAAAUGACAAGCCACAAUUGCUUGCAGCAACCAAAUUCAUAGCACACUUGGUUAACCAGGUUGUUGCUCAUGAGCUCGUGGCGCUGGAGCUUCUUACCGUGCUGCUUGAGAACCCAACUGAUGAUAGUGUUGAGGUAGCAGUGGGGUUUGUUAAAGAGUGUGGGGCAAUGCUACAGGACUUGUCUCCACAAGGGCUUCAUGCUAUUUUCGAAAGAUUUCGAGGUAUUCUUCAUGAAGGUGAAAUAGACAAGCGUGUGCAAUUUUUAAUUGAAGGACUGUUUGCAAUUAGAAAGGCUAAAUUUCAGGGAUUCCCUGCUAUCCGUCCAGAGUUGGAUCUUGUGGAGCAGGAAGACCAAUUUACUCAUGAGAUAUCCCUUGAAGAUGAGCUAGACCCAGAGACUAAUCUAAAUGUUUUCAGGGCAAAUCCUAAUUUUGCUGAAGAUGAGAAGGCGUAUGAGAACCUAAAAAGAAGCAUCCUGGGAGCAGAAUCUUCUGAUGAUGAAGAAGGGUCUGAUGAUGCUUCUGAUGAGGACGCUGAAGAAGAAUCUGACGAUGAAGAGGAUGAAGAGCAGAUGGAGAUUAGGGAUCAAACUGAGACUAAUCUCAUUAACCUUCGAAGAACCAUAUAUUUGACAAUUAUGUCGAGUGUUGAUUUUGAAGAAGCUGGUCACAAGCUUCUAAAAAUUAAACUCGAGCCUGGCCAAGAGAUGGAAUUGUGCAUCAUGCUUCUCGAGUGUUGCAGUCAGGAGAGAACUUAUCUUCGAUAUUAUGGAUUAUUGGGCCAACGAUUUUGCAUGAUUAACAAAGUUUACCAGGAGAACUUUGAGAAGUGUUUUGUGCAGCAGUAUUCCAUGAUACAUCGUCUUGAAACAAAUAAGCUAAGGAAUGUUGCUAAAUUUUUUGCACAUCUGUUGGGUACUGAUGCACUUCCUUGGCACGUUUUGGCCUACAUCAGAUUGACUGAGGAGGACACAACGUCUUCAUCUCGAAUUUUCAUUAAAAUACUCUUCCAGGAGUUGUCUGAACAUCUUGGUAUUCGUCUACUCAACGAGAAACUGAAUGAUCCCAACAUGCAAGAUUCAUUUGAUUCAAUAUUCCCAAAGGAUCAUCCAAAGAAUACAAGGUUCUCCAUAAAUUUUUUCACCUCCAUUGGUCUUGGGGGUAUCACAGAGACCCUGAGAGAGUACUUGAAGAAUAUGCCUCGACUGAUAAUGCAACAACAGAAACCCGCCUCUUCUGAGUCGGGAUCAAGUGAUUCAGGAUCUGCUUCAGACAGCUCCAGCUCAGAGUCAGAAUCGAGCUCUGAUGAGAGUGACAAGAAGAGAAGCAAGAGGCGGAAGAGGUAAGAGAAUGAAGAAAAUUAAUUGCACUGUUGCUUCUGGGAUGCAACUGUUGUUAGAUCAGCAUCGUCAGAUUUGGCUGUUCUGUUGGAUCCUCCUGUAUUUGUAUCCAUGUGCAAAAUCAGAUAUAGCUGUUGGUGCUUGUUGAAUUGAGGACCCAAUCAUAAUCUGAACCCCAAUAGCUGUGAAUCUGUGAUGGUGUAAGAUAUUAAGCGAGCUAGUAUUGGUUCCUACCUUCAAACCAUGUGAGACAAGCCAAAUCGCCAGCAAUCCUCACAGGAAACUGGAAUUCUAAUUUUCCUUUCAUAUGCUUUAGGCAGUGCAAGUUUUGUAUCUUGAGAAAUUAUCUUCUUACGGUCUGUAGUUUUGCAACAGUACUGAGCUAAGCAGGAAGCGAUCAACAGUAAUGUAUGUGCAAGUUGUAGUGUUUCUGCCCCUAUGUGGUGAGCCUUGCUCAUCUGUUGGUAUACUGCUGUUUUCGUGGUGUUAUUAUGGGCAUCACCAGCAUUUUUGUGUAUCAUUAGUAUCUUUGAGGAAGUAUUACAGAAAAAUCAUUGGUUUA